AUGAGUAGUGUGUUGCAAAAGCAACACGAGAAUUUUUGUACUGUCAAAGAGAUCAAGACAAUUUUAGAGGAUUUUCUCGGAGGCCAAGUCGCAUUGGCUCGACAAUUUGCUAUUACAAAUUUGAUGAAUUCUCAACAGAAAACUAGCAGUCCGGUCAAAGAACAUAUGCUUAAGCUUAUGGGAUUCUUUGCGGAAGCAGAGGACAAUGGAGCUGAACUAUAUAUGAACAGUCAAAUUGAAAUGGUGUUUAAAGCCUUAACUAAUGAUUUUGUUGGUUUUAGGGCCGCUUACAACUUAGGGAAUAAGGAAGGAAUUACAAUCCUAUGA
Messenger RNA from Gossypium raimondii (Peruvian cotton), 327 nucleotides. RefSeq lists its product as uncharacterized. The transcript has a single exon. The coding region runs from base 1 to 327 and encodes 108 amino acids. NCBI's taxonomy places the organism in Eukaryota, Viridiplantae, Streptophyta, Magnoliopsida, Malvales, Malvaceae. The record is from RefSeq and is a predicted model, not a curated record.